CUACAGGCGAAGCUGUGCGGAGGAAACGAGGAGCCAGAAGGAGCAGCGAAAUAAGCCUGGAAUUUAUCUCGCUCAUUUUAAACAAGGAAAGAAGAGCCCUCCGCCUGUCAUCCCAAUGCUCCUGUAGUUUAUUCCCUCACAGAGAGUGUUGGAGAUAUAAUGGAAACUGAAUGAUGAGAUUGGCUGUGUUUGAGAGCAUUGUCCCGGGGAAAAAGAAAAAGGGUGACAGGAAAAAGAGUUUGAGGCUGGACGGCAGCUGACGGACUGAACCAUGGCUCAGUUUCCCACGCCCUUCGGAGGGGGGUCGGAGACAUGGGUAAUAUCUUUGGACGAGAGAGCCAAACAUGACCAACAGUUCCACAGUUUGACCCCCACACCUUCUGGCUUCAUCACAGGUGACCAGGCAAGAAAUUUCUUUCUGCAGUCAGGUCUACCUCCCCCCAUCCUGGCCCAGAUAUGGGCUCUGGCUGACAUGAACAAUGAUGGGAAGAUGGACAUGCUUGAAUUUUCCAUCGCAAUGAAGCUGAUUAAAUUGAAGCUGCAGGGUCACCCCCUCCCACCUUCAUUGCCCCCCGCCAUGAAGCAGCAGCCCAUCUCCAUACCCCCGCAGCCUCCAUUUGGGAUGCCCAGUAUGGGUGCCAUGUCAGGCCUGCCAGCAGUGCCGCCAAUGCCCCUGCCCCCUCUGCCUCCAGGAGUAGGCGUGUCUCCUCCACUGGUAGCAUCGGUGACACCACCCCUCCCAUCCCUUGCCAACGGAGCACCCGCUAUGAUACAGCCCAUUAGUGGAUUCACACAUCCAGCUGCUGCACUCAACAAAACCUCUUCGUUCAAUCGUUCCAGUAUCAAGCUACAGAAGGUCCAGUCUGUAGAGGCACCCAGUGCUCCAGCAGCUCCUCCGCCCACUGACUGGGCCGUGCCUCAGUCCUCUCGGCUCAAGUACCGCCAACUCUUCAACAGCCAUGACAAAAUGAUGAGUGGCUAUCUCACAGGUCCACAAGCCAGAACUAUUCUAAUGCAGUCCAGUCUACCACAAGCUCAGCUGGCCACCAUCUGGAAUCUGUCAGAUAUAGAUCAGGAUGGGAAGUUGACUGCAGAAGAGUUUAUUCUGGCCAUGCACUUGAUUGACAUGGCCAUGUCUGGUCUGCCCCUCCCCCCUUUACUGACCCCUGACCUCAUACCUCCAACAUUCAGGAGAGUGCGUUCUGGUAGUGGUGUGUCUUUGACCAGUAUUCAUUCGGCAGACGUACGAUCCCAGGAUGAGCCUGAGGAGGAGGAGAAAGAGGCGGAUAAAAAACUUCCAGUCACAUUUGAGGAUAAGAAACGAGAGAACUUUGAGCGUGGGAACCUGGAGCUGGAGAAACGUCGGCAGGCGUUGCUUGAGCUGCAGAGGAAAGAGCAGGAGCGACUGGCGGCGCUGGAGAAAGAGGAGCAAGAAAGGAAAGAAAGAGAACGAAUGGAGCAUGAGAGACGCAGACAGCAAGAGCUGGACAAACAACUUGAGAGACAGAGAGAGCAGGAGCGACAGAGGGAGGAGGAGAGACGCAAGGAGAUCGAGAGAAGAGAGGCUGCUAAACGGGAGCUGGAGCGUCAGCGGCAGUUAGAGUGGGAGAGAUCGCGCAGACAGGAGCUGCUCACCCAGAGAAACCGAGAACAGGAGAACAUCGUCCUGCUAAAAGCACGCAAGAAAACACUCGAGUUUGAACUGGAGGCUCUGAAUGAUAAGAAGUCUCAGUUGGAUGGUAAACUGCAGGACAUUCGUUUCCGUCUCUCGGCUCAGAGACACGAGAUCGAGAGCACCAAUAAGACGCGAGAGCUCCGCAUUGCAGAGAUCACCAGCCUGCAACAGCAGCUGCAGGAGUCUCAGCAGUGGUUGAGUCGGUUGAUUCCUGAUAAACAGUGUCUGAAUGACCAGCUGAAGCAGGUUCAGCAAAACAGUCUGCACAGAGACUCUCUGUCCAGUCUUCAGAGGGCCAUUGAUAUGAAGGAAUCCACCAAACAGCAGCUGAGAGAACAGCUGGACGCUGUGGAGAAGGAGACACGCUCCAAACUAUUGGAGAUAGAUGCCUUCAACACACAGCUGAAGGAGCUGAGAGAAAUCCACAACAAACAACAGAGGCAGAAACAAAAGGAGCUGGAGGCUGACAUCACCCAGCCGUCACAUGACAGGAAGUCCACAGAAUUACAAGAGUCUAGGUUGUCAGGGGCAGAUGAUGGUGUGUCUCCAGCAUGGAGAGACGAUGGGCUGGGUAAAGCCCCCACCCCUCCUAUGCCUCAGGCCUGGAUGAGCCGAGUGAGUGAAGAGGAGAACCACAGCAGAGGUGAAAUUCAGGAGAACCUCUCCAAACUCUUCACGCAGCAUCCGAUACCGGGAAAACUACAGGCUCAUUCCCCCUGGUCUAUGACAGAUAAGAUCCCAGUGUCUGGUUUUAAUCAGGAGAAGGUAAAGGUGGUCUUCUAUAGAGCACUGUAUCCCUUUGAGGCCCGCAGCCAUGAUGAGAUCACCAUCAUUCCUGGAGAUAUAGUGAUGGUGAAGGGAGAGUGGGUGGAUGAGUCUCAGACCGGUGAACCUGGAUGGUUAGGAGGAGAGAUCAAAGGGAAGACCGGCUGGUUCCCUGCCAAUUAUGCAGAGAAGAUUCCAGAAUCUGAAGUUCCUCUCAGUUUGAGGACUAGCGCUGCUUCUAGUUCCACCCCUAAAUUGGGUUCCCAUAUAUCAUCCACUUCUUCGUCGACCACAACCACACCCAUACAGCAAGUCUCCACAGAGCAUGCAUCGAUAGCCCCGCCCUCCUCCGCCCCUCCCCCUCCAUGCCCCACCUCCUCCUCUUCCUCAACAUCCAGUAACUGGGCAGAUUUCAGCACUACAUGGCCAUCUAAUUCUGCUGGGGAGAAGCAGGACAGCGAUGGAUGGGAUGCAUGGCCAACGCAGCCCACUCAGCCGUCCCUGUCAGUGCCCAGUGGGGGGCAGAUCAGACAGCGUUCUGCUUUUACCCCUGCCACGCUUUCCGGGUCCUCGCCCUCACCUGUUCUCGGCCAGGGUGAAAAGGUGGAGGGUCUCCAGGCACAGGCUUUGUACCCAUGGAGAGCAAAGAAAGACAAUCACCUGAACUUUAACAAAAAUGACGUGAUCACCGUACUGGAGCAGCAGGAUAUGUGGUGGUUUGGAGAGGUGCAAGGGCAGAGAGGCUGGUUCCCAAAAUCUUACGUCAAACUAAUAUCUGGGCCCGUCCGGAAAUCUAUGAGUAUUGAGUCUGGCUCUUCGGACAGCCCUCCCAGUGUUAAGAGACCCAGCCCCUCUCCAAACAAACCCACGGACCUCGGAGAAGGUCAGAAAACCAGCGACGCUCAAUGGAUCAUCUGUAACUUCCUCUUUCAUCUUAAUCAUUUUGUAUCUGAAAGUCUUUGUGUGAUUUUGUCUAUCACAGAGUAUGUGGCCAUGUAUACGUAUGAAAGCAGUGAGCAGGGUGACUUGACCUUCCAGCAAGGUGAUGUCAUCACGGUCACAAAGAAAGAAGGAGAUUGGUGGACUGGCACUGUGGGCGGGAAGACCGGAGUCUUCCCUUCAAAUUAUGUCAAACCUAAAGAUUCAGAGGGUUUGGGAUCUGCUGGGAAAACAGGAAGUUUAGGGAAGAAACCAGAGAUUGCCCAGGUGAUCGCCCCUUACACAGCCACCGGGGCGGAGCAGCUCACCCUAGCACCAGGCCAGCUCAUUCUCAUCCGCAAGAAAAACCCAGGAGGAUGGUGGGAAGGAGAACUUCAGGCAAGAGGAAAGAAGCGUCAGAUUGGCUGGUUUCCAGCUAAUUAUGUAAAAUUAUUGAGCCCCAGCACCAGUAAGACCACACCCACAGAGCCCAACCCACCCAAGCUGCCAACACCCAAUGCAGUGUGCCAGGUGAUUGGCAUGUAUGACUACACAGCUCAGAAUGACGACGAGCUGCCUUUCGGGAAGGGCCAGAUCAUCAAUGUUUUGAGCAGAGAGGAUCCUGAUUGGUGGAAAGGAGAGCUAAAUGGUUCUGUUGGCCUUUUCCCAUCAAAUUACGUCAAGAUGACCACCGACACAGACCCCAGCCAACAAUGGUGUGCCGACCUCCACCUGCUUGACAUGCUGACGCCAGUGGAACGGAAGAGACAGGGAUACAUACAUGAACUUAUUGUUACAGAGGAGAACUAUGUCAAUGACCUGCAGCUAGUUACUGAGACCUUCCAGAAGCCUCUGCUGGACUCGGAGUUGUUGACGGAGAAGGAGGUGGCCAUGAUCUUUGUCAACUGGAAAGAGCUGAUCAUGUGCAACAUCAAACUGCUCAAGGCGUUACGGGUGAGGAAGAAGAUGUCAGGUGAGCGCAUGCCGGUGAAGAUGAUUGGUGACAUCCUAACCGCUCAGCUUGUUCACAUGCAGCCGUACAUCCGCUUCUGCAGCUGCCAGCUCAACGGCGCCACCCUCAUUCAGCAGAAAACAGACGAGGUGCCCGAAUUCAAAGACUUUGUUAAGAGGUUGGCGAUGGACCCUCGCUGUAAGGGUAUGCCUCUGUCAAGUUUCCUUCUCAAACCCAUGCAGAGAGUCACCCGAUACCCGCUCAUCAUCAAAAAUAUUAUAGAGAACACUCCAGAAAGCCACCCGGACCACAGUCACCUGCGGCUGGCUCUGGAGAAGGCUGAAGAGCUGUGCUCGCAGGUCAACGAAGGCGUGCGUGAGAAAGAGAACUCAGACCGGCUGGAGUGGAUCCAGGCACAUGUGCAGUGUGAGGGGCUGUCAGAGCAACUUGUGUUCAACUCAGUUACAAACUGCCUGGGCCCUCGGAAAUUUCUACACAGUGGAAAACUCUACAAAGCCAAGAGCAACAAGGAGCUUUACGGCUUCCUGUUUAACGACUUCCUGCUCCUCACGCAGAUCAUCAAACCUCUGGGCUCGUCUGGAACAGACAAGGUCUUCAGUGCGAAAUCCCACCUGCAGUAUCGCAUGUACAAAACGCCCAUCUUUCUUAAUGAGGUGCUGGUGAAGCUGCCCACCGAUCCUUCAGGAGACGAACCCAUAUUCCACAUAUCUCACAUAGACAGAGUCUACACUAUUCGCGCCGAGAGCAUCAACGAGCGGACGGCUUGGGUGCAGAAGAUCAAAGCCGCUUCUGAGCUUUUCAUCGAAACAGAGAAGAAGAAGAGAGAAAAAGCCUACUUGGUAAGGUCUCAGAGGGCCACUGGUAUUGGCCGGCUAAUGGUGAACAUUGUUGAAGGCAUUGAGCUAAAGCCCUGCCGUUCAAACGGUAAGAGUAACCCGUACUGUGAGGUGACGAUGGGCUCUCAGUGUCACGUCACUAAGACUCUACAGGACACUCUGAACCCCAAGUGGAACUCAAACUGCCAGUUCUUCAUCAAAGACCUGGAGCAGGAUGUGCUCUGUGUCACUGUGUUCGAGAGGGAUCAGUUCUCCCCGGACGAUUUCUUGGGCAGGACAGAGAUUCGGCUGGCCGACAUCAAGAAGGACCAGGGCUCGAAGGGCCCCAUCACCAAGCGUCUGCUUUUACACGAAGUCCCUACGGGAGAGAUAGUGGUGCGACUGGACCUUCAGCUCUUUGACGAACCCUGACCCAUGUUGUAUGACCUGACCAUUUGACCCCCAGGUUCCAUAUCCGCUACUCCUCCGUGGUGAAAGCCCGCCAGCCUAAUGUGACAAUCCCACUCCACCCAGCAUCAUAAAUCCCAGUGUGUGAAUGUGUGUGUUUGCACAAGCAUCUGUGAGUCUGCAAAAUGCUGUAACAGUCUUAAUCAAUCCAACCAACCCGAUUGGAUUUUUAUUGUCCUAGGUACCGCUUCAAGACAAGUCAGGUGUGUGAGUGAAAGUGAAGGAUGCACUGUAGAGGCGAAAUUUCAGUUCUGCAAUGAUGUGAAGGAUGUCUCAGGAUGCUGUAAGUCUUAAAGUAGUUAUUUAACGCUCUAAUGACCCGGGAACAGUAGUGCCAUUUGAUGUUAUAUAUUCUUGGAGGUCUUCAUUCUAGAAUACACAGAGUUAUUACAAAUGAUGUGCCAUUCCAGUGAAAAUCUCAUAUCUCAUAAAAAAAGUAGUGAGAUUAUUUAAACAAAUUCACUUUUUAAUGCAAACUAUUUUGGUUUGGAGAUUUUAUUCCAUUAUUUCUGUCAUUAACACUAAAAGCUAAGACCAAGUUUUGUUGGCAAACCUUUCUAGCGUCGACCGAUUUAUUUUUAUUUAUUUUUUUUAAUACUGGUGACGGUUCAACAACUGAAUGUACUCGAGAUGUUUGUUUUCGAGGGACCGUUAAACGUGAGCAUCCUCAGGAAAGUUUGCAGAAAGUCUCGAGAAGAUGCAGCCACAAAUGCUCCAUGGAAAGACUUUGGUUUUGGAAAUUGUAAUGUGUUUUUCAGUAUCUUUUGUUGUGUAACUUUUAUUUAUUUUUAUGUUUUUGACAAUGGGACAUCUCAGAGGCCUCACAGAAAUAUCAUUGCAGGUCUCAAGGGACAUUUGAACCUAAUGUGUUACGCUAAUAUAACCGGUGAAAAUAUGUGGUGGCUGCAUGAGUUUUGAUUUUAGCAAUAAUUAAAUUCAGCCAGAGUUUCUUUAGUUUUCCCCUGAUGUUCUUACCGGUAGUUUUACUCAAAGGAAACUAUUUAAAAUAGUACUGUAUUUAAGUUUGAAACUGCAUUACUAAUGAGAUCACAGUUUGUUUUUGAUUGAUGUUGAUUUUUUUUUUAAUUAUUAUUCUUGUCCUGUUGUUAGGCAUUAGUGAUCAACACUGUAACUAUGUCAUAUUUGUAAAAAUGCGAGAUGUCAGUUCAUAUUUUAAUUGUUCAUACUUGCUUUUUUGUUUGUUAUUUGCAAAAAAAAAUGGUAUGUAAUGCUAAAAUGCAGCAUGUAGAAACAAUCCUACAUGAAACAGAGAGCAAAGGGAUCAAUCAUCAUUCAUAUCUGCUGCAAAUACUUUCAGUUCUCCAGAAUAGAGGACACAAUGUUGAAUUUGUGAGGGUUAUUUUCACUUAUUUUCACCCUCAAUUAUCAAAUUACUGAGCCUGAGAAAAGUGCUGUUUCCUUUUGGACUGUAACAGGGAUCUGUUUUGUGUGAGUGUGUGUGUGUGUGUGUGUGAGUGUGUGUUUUCCUGUCUAGAUGCAAUACACACAUUAAUAUUCCACUGCUGUGCUAGUGAGAUGCCAGAGUGAUCAAGGAAAACAGCUAUUGUGGGGCCAGCAAGUUAGUCCACUCGGUUUUUCUAUGUGCGUAUAUGUGAGAAAGAGUGACUUAUAGUGCUUUGAAUGCUUUCUGCUGGGUCACUUUCCCAAACCACAUCCAGAAGUGUGUUUUAGACAAUGCAAGGGGUCAUGGUCAGACAUCUUUCCUUUUAUCCGCUGUCCUCUCUUCUCUUGUUCUCCUGACCUUCCCUCAUCUCUUAUCACGCACACUGUACAUUUUAGACCAGAAGAUUUGCCCCCAGCUUCAUUAUUUUUUAAUGAAGUCCCAUUGAGUGAACAGUAAUAUAUGUGUCUAUGUUUAAAACUUUGAAUGGAGUAUAAUAUAUUACAACUUGAGAAGUAAAUAUAUUGAUAACAGCGUAUUGUUAUCAAUGUAGAAGCAGUGUGUUGUCUUUGUUGCAAAUAAAACUCAAUUGGACCAAGG
This is a messenger RNA of Pimephales promelas (fathead minnow), 7616 nucleotides long. The record is from RefSeq and is a predicted model, not a curated record. Lineage: Eukaryota; Metazoa; Chordata; Actinopteri; Cypriniformes; Leuciscidae.